AUGCCAUAUUAUACUCCAUACGAGGAUGAAGUUAGGAAUGCUAUUAGAAAUGAGGGAUCGUUUUCUCUUGAUAUCUUGAAUUCUUUUCAAGUCAACUGGUAUCCAAUCGAUACGGAUGGUGAUGCAAAUACCAAAGAUUUUGAUGAGCCUAGCCUUAUCUAUGGGGAAAAGGCAGCAAAAGUCGUUAGAGCUGUUGUGGAACCAAUGUUGGCAUUUCAUUUUGGAAAUUCCAUUAUUGACGUGUUAUUUAAAAGGUAUGAAAAGCAUGUGGCAUUAUACCUAGCUAAAAAGAAGACAGGACACUUUAUUCUAGUCAUUUCAUUGUCAAAAAAAUAG
Lactuca saligna is the source of this 336-nucleotide messenger RNA. NCBI's taxonomy places the organism in Eukaryota, Viridiplantae, Streptophyta, Magnoliopsida, Asterales, Asteraceae. The record is from the annotation of a GenBank genome assembly.